Molecule: messenger RNA, 6458 nt
Organism: Hippoglossus stenolepis (Pacific halibut)
Lineage: Eukaryota; Metazoa; Chordata; Actinopteri; Pleuronectiformes; Pleuronectidae
Gene: rasa3
Product: RAS p21 protein activator 3
Exons: 25
Coding region: 196-2757 (853 amino acids)
Biological process (GO): regulation of GTPase activity; negative regulation of Ras protein signal transduction; intracellular signal transduction
Molecular function (GO): GTPase activator activity
Source: RefSeq, a predicted model, not a curated record
CUGCACAGACGCCGAGGUCCCGCUUGUACUCACCCAGCCAGCAGCGGCGGAGGUCGGGCCGGAGUGCGAUCGCUGUCCGGAGCGCAUAGAUGUGCAGAACCCCUGGAAUAACCGAGCGCUGGAGAGGCCGGAACCGAGCACCGUGGAGCACCGCGUUCGUAUAGCCGCCGAAAGGGAGCGAGCCACGGCCACAGCAUGGCGGUGGAAGAGGAAGGUCUCCGGGUUUUCCAGAGCGUUAAAAUAAAAAUAGGAGAAGCAAAAAACCUCCCUCCUUACCCGGGGCCCAACAGGAUGAGGGACUGCUACUGCACCGUCAACCUGGACCAAGAGGAGGUCUUCAGGACCAAGAUUGUGGAGAAGUCACUCUGUCCGUUCUACGGGGAGGAUUUCUACUGUGAGAUCCCACGAAGCUUCAGACACCUCUCCUUCUACAUCUUCGACAGGGACGUGUUCAGGAGGGACUCCAGCAUCGGCAAGGUUGCAGUGAAGAAAGAGGACCUGCAGAAAUAUCACGGCAAAGACACCUGGUUCCAGCUACAACCUGUCAGCGCUGACUCAGAGGUGCAGGGAAAAGUGCACCUGGAGCUACGUCUGAGUGAAGUCAUCACAGACAGCGGAGUCAUCAGCCAUAAACUAGCCACACGAGUGUUGGAGUGCCAAGGUCUUCCAAUAGUCAAUGGCCAAUGUGAUCCGUACGCUGCUGUUUCCUUACUCGGACCCUCAAGGUCAGAUGCCAAAAAGACCAAGGUGAAGAGGAAAACCAACAAUCCACAGUAUGAGGAGGUUUUCUAUUUUGAGGUGACACGACCAUUAAGUUACACGAAGCGACAGUUUGAUGUCGAAGAAGAGGACGUUGACAAACUGGCGCUGAGGGUGGAUCUGUGGAACGCCAGCAACUUGAAGUUCGGGGAUGAGUUCCUGGGAGGAGUGCGGGUUCCUCUGCGAGUCCUGGGUCAGGUCGGGGUUCACGACGCAUGGUACUAUCUCCAGCCGAGGGAGAACGGAGGGAAGUCAGUGAAGGUGGAGGAGCUCGGCUCUCUGCGUUUGAACAUCGUUUACACCGAGGACCACGUCUUCCCGUCCGAACAUUACACUCCUCUCAGAGAUCUGCUGCUGUACUCUGCUAUGGUCCAGCCCGUGUCAGCGUCCACCGCUCAUACCCUGGGGGAGGUGUGUCGAGAAAAGCAAGAAGCCGCCAUCCCCCUCGUGCGUCUCUUUCUUCAUUACGGCAAGAUCGUGCCUUUCAUCAGCGCCAUCGCUCACGCUGAAGUCAACCGCACACAGGAUCCAAACACCAUUUUCCGGGGAAACUCGCUGACUUCUAAGUGCAUUGAUGAGACCAUGAAGCUGGCAGGAAUGCACUAUCUGCAGGUCACACUUAAACCCAUCAUAGAUGAGAUCUGCACAGAACACAAACCCUGUGAAAUCGACCCGGUGAAGCUCAAAGAGUCGGAGAACCUGGACACUAACAGGGAAAACCUUCGUCAGUAUGUUGACCGCAUCUUCAACGUCAUCACCACCUCUGGCGUUCGCUGUCCCACCGUCAUGUGCGAUAUCUUCUUCUCUCUGAGAGAGUCCGCUGCCACUCGUUUCCAAGUCGACCAGGAUGUACGAUACACAGCAGUGAGCAGUUUCAUUUUCCUGCGUUUCUUUGCUCCAGCCAUCCUCUCCCCCAACUUGUUCCAUCUACGGCCGCACCAUCCAGAUCCCGGCACCUCACGAACCCUGACCCUCAUCUCCAAGACGAUCCAGACCCUGGGAAGUCUCGCUAAGUCUAAAUCUGCCAACUUCAAAGAGUCUUACAUGGCUGCGUUUUACGACUACUUCAAUGAGCAGAAAUAUGCGGACGCUGUGAAGAAUUUCCUGGACCUGAUCUCCACAUCUGGCAAAUGGGAUCAGAAGAGCAUUGAAACACCCAUCAUGCUCAAAGAGGGGAGUGUAAAACUCACUAUAAAGAGGGUUGAUGGGAAAGGGUCAAAAGGCACAAAGGGCAGAUUUAUGAUAAAGAGAGCACAGGGGAGAAACAGGUUUGGAAUGAAGAACUUCAAAAAGAGAUGGUUUCGCCUCACGAACCACGAGUUCACCUACCACAAGACGAAAGGUGAGGGUGCUCUGUGCAGCAUUCCCAUAGACAACAUCCUGGCUGUAGAGCGGCUGGAGGAGGAGUCUUUCAAAAUGAAAAAUAUGUUCCAGGUCAUUCAGCCAGAGCGAGCCCUCUACAUCCAGGCCAACAACUGUGUGGAGGCGCGCGACUGGAUCGACAUCCUGACUAAAGUCAGCCAGUGCAACCGCAAGCGCCUGAGCACCUACCAUCCCUCAGCCUACCUCAACGGCCACUGGCUCUGCUGCAAGGUCUCAGCGGACACAGCCACGGGAUGUACGCCAUGCACCGGCGGCCUCCCGGCAAACAUUCAGCUGGACGUGGACGGAGACAGAGAGACUGAGAGGAUUUACUCCCUGUUCAGCACGUACAUGACCAAACUGAUCAAGAUGCAAGAGGCCUGUGGGAGUAAGUCAGUGUACGACGGGCCCGAACAGGAGGAGUACUCCAGCUUUGUCAUCGACGACCCGCAGGAGACCUACAAAACCCUGAAGCUGAUCGUUUCAGCCGUGCAGACUUUGGAGCAGCAGCACACCAAGUACAAACGGGACAAGUUCAAGAAGACAAAGAUCGGCAGCCAAGAGCACCCGAUUGGAGACAAGAGUUUUCAGUGCUACAUCCGCCAGCAGUCUGAGAGCUCCACCUACUCCAUCUAGCCAUGGUCCUGUAGACUGUUUCCAUGAUGCCCAGAACCAGCAUAUUUUUCACUUCUGCAAAAAAAAAUCCAUCUUAACACUGCUCUGGGUCUAGCAUUGAGUUUUAAAUCUUUAUGUUUUACUAAAGAAGAAGGUGAGAUCAUUUAUCUCAUAUUGUUAUCCGUGAAUUAAUAUUUCUCUUUUUUUUAAAUGACGUUUCCAGAAGUAGACGAUGAGCUGGAUUGGAGACACGUGUCACCUGGUGUACCAAUUUGUUCAAGUUUAAGAAAAUAAGAGGUUUAAAACCCACUGCCAGACUGAACGAGCUGUGUAGAUGGACAUUUUUUCUGCAGUACCUCGUGGUGCAUCACACCAGGUUCGGAGAAACAGACCUCAGAUCAGUAAGGACAGAAAGAGAGGAACAGGCGUGGAUAAGUCUGAAGAAGAUAAUCACACCACGAGUCUGUUUGAGUCUCCUUUCCCUGAUGUGACGAGAGAACAAACAAACGUUUUCACUGGACAGUUUUGACAGUGAGCGACACGCACUUUAAUCGUCUCCAAAUCUGUGGAUGAACAAGCCUCGCAGCACACUUUCAAAAAGCUUAUUUUAUCUGUUUGAUUUGUUUUAAAGGUUGUUUGAAAAGUUCCGUUGUAUUUCACGUCUGACAGACCAAACUCUAGAAGGAAAGGACCGUGUUUUGAACCCUCUGUGGGGUGUUUUUUUUGUUUUCGUUAUGUUUUGUCCCCAACCUCCUCAGGAAGGCUGCGAAGGUCGAGAGAACACAAGAAGGGAUUAUCAGGACCAAGCACGGCCCGAAAACAGCUUGACGUUUGCCAUGAGAAAAUCACUCCACGGGCAGUUUUAUCCCUCAUUUUUUAAAUCCUUAUCAUCAACGUGCUAACAGGUGUACAGGUUGAAGAGUUCACGUUUGGAGUCUUGUUCUGCUGUGGUUACACUGUUAGUUGUGCCCUGUGUAACCAGUACCUGGCUUAAACAAUUAGCUUGGAUAUUUAAGUUAAAGUUUUUUAUUUCUGCCUACACUGAGUCUGACAAUCUCACAGGUGUCUUUUUCUAUCUCUGUAUGCUGAUUGAAGGGUGUUAAGAAGUCUGUGAAUGUUAAGUUGCAACUUCACUUUUGAGUAAAGAUAAAUAUACUGGAUGGAAGAUUAUUUCAUCUCCGUCUUUGAUCGAAGACAUUAGAUCGUAUCAAAGUUCAAAAAGAUUUAAAACAGUGUUGUGGGCCCCUGUUAACUCCCACAGUUUGUGAAUUUGUGCCCAAGCACAACUUUAUUAAGUAAAAUGUACCAUGUAACCACAAUUUAAACUGAAAUAAUAAUGUGUUCGUAAUAUACACCCAGUGGCUCUGUAUAUUCAUAUUCCAUACAACAGCUCUGCAGCAAAUUCUGCCCUUAGAAUUUAUAUAAUGUUCCUGUUUCUGUCAGGAAUCUAUAAAUUAAACUAGAAUUGCACCGGUAAAGUGUAAAUCUCUGCCAAGGCCCAACGGUCCCCUUAUGAAACCACAUUUUAAUUGACUAGAUCCAGAUGUAUUUAUGUUUUGGAAUCUGCACUAAAUUGCACACAGUCAUAUUUUAUCACAAAAAAAAAAAAUUGGUUUGAGAAAUCAAUGCAAAUGUCCCAUCCCACAGUGUUAAAGAAAGUAAAAAACUAAAUCCUGGAUCCACCCCCUGAUCUAAAUCUGCACCAAAGUGUAAUGGAUUCAAUUUUGGGUUAUGUCCCAACCCUCCACAAAAUUUAAAGCAGAAUAAGAGAAACACCUCUGAAUAUUAACAAACUGCAACAUGAACCAGGAGCCUCUGGGCCCCUGUAGGUCUGGGGCCUUUGGGCUGUAGCCUCUUUUUCCCAACCCCUGAUUAACAUGCACACAAAUACAUGAAAUAAAAAUAAAUGAGUAACUAUUACAGAAUAUGCAUGGAGAACCUUUCCAUGUCCCUAACAUCCAGUAAACAAGAUCAGCAGUCAACAUGUCAAGCAGCAUACAGACACGAUGAAGGCACGUGUUUGUUAAACUCCGCGUAAGAGAAAAAACGAAAAACAAACGAUCCCUUCAAGUGUCACAAAGCAGAAUCUGUGUGAGUCCAGCUCAUUCGCUGUGAUGCUGGCUUCUUAGCUUCACUCCUAAUUAUUACAUGUACUAACGUUAUAACCAGUCUCCAGUUAUGCUUGUGAAAUGGAUGGUGUGUUCCUGGUUGUGUUGCCCAGUUGGCUGCCUGAUGAUGUUCUUUCUGUUCUAGUGACUUAGCUCCAUCUUACUUUUUGGAAGAAGCGGCCCCCCCUGUAGCUUGAAACCUAUUUAUGUGCAUUCCUCUGAGAAACUGCUCGCUGUGAAUCUCACCGGUCAGGAUUUUGUUGAAGGUACAGGACUUAUUGUCGUUAGCCCGGCCGUGUUGUGUUGUCCGACGCUUCCCCCCCACCCUCAAAGGCAACCGCCUCUCUCUUUUGGCUUCCAACGUUCAUCAGCACUCACUCUCUCGCCAAAACCUGUGCAUGUGAAGUAUAGUCGUAGCCACACGGGGACGGUGGCCUCCGCAGUGUGCGACCAGGUGACUACAAACCACUGAAUAGAAUUUUUGUAUUUUCCCAAAAAAAUGGUUGUGUAGCCUCACUGGGUGCUCUGGUGGUCACCAGAUCCCCCUCAAACAGUGCCAGUCAUCACUUUUCUAAAAUUAUUUUUGAAAAAAAAACGAACAAAAAAAUAUAUCAUUGUUUAGACAUGUUUUUUUUAUAUAUAUCUCAGAACCUAUAACUGUUUUCAAAACGGACAGCGGUUAUUCAGAUGACAUCUUUUUUUCUUUGUCGAAUAUGUGGAUCUUGCGAACUGGAGAGGAGAGAUUGUUCGACUCUGUUUUCUAUCUUUGUCUUGUCAUACAGGAAUCUUGCUGUGUGUGUCUGAAUUCAAUGACUGAGGUGUGUGUGGGUGUGUGUGUGUGUGUGUGUUUUGUGUAUGUGUGUGUGUGUGACUGACAAGACGGGUUGUAUUGCCAAUUGAAUGAACCCAGUGUUACAGGUCAGGAAAAGGCAGCAUCCCACUUAAAAAAAAUACAAAAAAUCACUGCCUGUACUUUUACUAAAGACUCUAUAGUCGCCCUGUGGAAGCUGUUGUUCUGCUCUGGCCUCGUAUGAAGUUUCUCCUCUUUCUCCUUGUAUAGAACCACUGAUCCUUUUCAAGACACAUUUGCCAAUUUAUUCUCCCAAAACAUGAAACACAGUAAUAGCACUGAUGAAACAUUCAGCAAAAACACUUCUGUCUCUCGUCCCCAAACUGGAAACCAUAUUUAUUAUCUUUUAGUUUUUCAGUUUCUCUUUUGCCAAACCUUCCCAGAAACAUCAGCGGAGUUGGUGGGGGGGAGGGGGUGGGGGGACUGUAACGGCAGUUACAGUAAUACAAACUCCCCCCUUCCCCCCCUGCAGCCUAUACAGGAAUGAAUUAUGCAAUCAUUGUGUUUCAGCAUGCAAUAAUAUUAACAAACACCCCCGCACCACAAAUUAACAGCGCACAUCUGCUGACCUCUCGCAGCAAAAAAAUGCCUCUUCAGAGAAACACGUGAUUAUCAUAAAGGGAGAACAGUGUAUUUUGUACAAAUAUUUUAAAAGUAUUAAAGUAAGCCUGUUAUUUGUGUACAUAAAGCAGCUGAGUGAAUGGUGAAAAUGUGAUGUGUUUGUUUUUUCCUGAAUAACUAAAUGAAACCGAUAUUAAUGCAAA